UUAGUGAGUGAUCAGUUUAGCUGCAUGCUUUGAAGCGAACACAACAAUCAUUAACCGGACAGUAGAUCUGGAGGGGCUGAAGGUCUUUCUGAGGACUGUCUCAGUCUGUCUGACUGUUGCCUCCAGAGACAAGGCCUGACAGGAAGAGCAUUUUCAGCCUAAAUGGACAAGUUUGUGGGUUUACAUCCCAGAGAAGCCGUACAGCAAGUGUCCUCCUCUCUGGGCUGCAGUCCCUCCUCACCACAGGUUGCUGCUCACUUUGACAAAAACGAUGAACUGCAGGAUCUCCGGAAGAAUUUCCUGGUGCCUAAAAUCGCAGAUCUUCCUGUCUCUGACCUGUCGCUCGUAGACGGCAGUGAGGAAUGCAUCUACCUCUGUGGGAACUCUCUGGGCCUUCAACCGAAGAUGGCCAGGAAAUAUCUGGAGGAGGAGCUGGACAAGUGGGCCAAAAUAGGAGUCCACGGUCACACGGACGGGUCCAGGCCGUGGGCGUGGGCCGAGAACAACAUCGAGGACCUCAUGGCCAAAAUAGUCGGAGCUAAAACUUCAGAAGUGGCUCUGAUGAACGGUCUGACGGUCAACCUGCAUCUUCUGAUGCUCUCCUUCUACAAACCCACCACAAGCAGACACAAGAUCCUGCUGGAGGCCAGAGCCUUCCCUUCAGACCACUACGCCGUGGAGUCUCAGAUCCGCCUGCGGGGGUUUGACCCUCAGCACAGCAUGCUGAUGCUGUCACCCAGAGAGGGAGAAGCAACCCUGCGUACCGCCGACAUCCUGGAAGCCAUCGAGAAGGAGGGCGAGUCCAUCGCCGUGGUGAUGCUCAGCGGCGUUCAGUAUUACACCGGACAGCUGUUUGACAUGGCGGCCAUCACACAGGCCGGACACAAGAAGGGCUGUUUCGUCGGUUUUGACUGUGCGCACGCCGCGGGAAACGCCGAGCUGCAGCUCCAUGACUGGGGCGUGGACUUCGCCUGCUGGUGCUCCUACAAGUAUCUAAAUUCAGGUGCUGGCGGUCUCGCAGGGGCCUUUGUUCAUGAGAAACAUCAACACGACGUCAAACCAGCGCUGAUGGGUUGGUGGGGCCACAACCUCCAAACUCGCUUCCAGAUGACAAACGUCAUGGAGCUGCAGCCCGGAGUGAGCGGCUUCCGCUUGUCAAAUCAGCCCUUCCUGCUAGUCUGCCCCCUCCAAGCUAGCCUGGAGGUGUUCAACUUGACCAGCAUGCAGGCGCUGCGCAGGAAGUCGGUCCUGCUGACAGGUUACCUGGAGCACCUGAUUCAGCACCACUUCACCGAGGACCCGGCUGAGCCUCAAAAGCCCCACGUCCGGAUCCUCACGCCCUCCGACCCGCAGCAGAGAGGCUGCCAGCUGUCGCUGGCCUUCUCCGUCCCCAUCCAGAAAGUCUUCCAGGAGCUGGAGAGGAGGGGCGUCGUAUGUGACAUGAGGGAACCCAACGUGCUGCGGGUCGCCCCAGCGCCGCUCUACAACUCCUUCAGCGACGUCCACCGCUUCAUCUCCACGCUGAAAGACGCUCUUGCCGCAUGCAGUGAAGAAAAGCACUGAUCUUAGAAGAAACCCUCAAAUGCUGCAACAUCAACUGUGAUCGGAGAAAUCUAAAGACACUUAGAAAAUAAUUUAGUAUUAAAAGAUUUUUUUUUCUCUUUUUUCAUCAACCAAACCUUAGAGCAGCAUUAACCACGGCUGCAUAGAACUACUUUUUUUUAGCUGAAAUACAGAGCAAAACUUAAUUUAAAAAAAGUUUACA
Messenger RNA from Oryzias melastigma (Indian medaka), 1765 nucleotides. RefSeq names its product kynureninase (gene kynu). The coding region runs from base 163 to 1563 and encodes 466 amino acids. Gene Ontology annotation, cellular component: cytoplasm. Gene Ontology annotation, molecular function: pyridoxal phosphate binding; kynureninase activity. The record is from RefSeq and is a predicted model, not a curated record. The transcript is spliced from 14 exons. Gene Ontology annotation, biological process: NAD+ biosynthetic process. Lineage: Eukaryota; Metazoa; Chordata; Actinopteri; Beloniformes; Adrianichthyidae.